CACAAAUUCUAGUUCGUAAUUGUUGUUAAACUGUUUUCCAGAAAUUAUGUUAUAUAAAACACUGGUUUAACUUAGUUGCUGCUAAUAGCUGAAUUCCCGCCAUGGGAAAUACGGAGAGUAAUGUGACCAGUGGCGUCAAGAAGCAGGCCGGAGUGUCCACCCAGGCCCUGUACAAGUUUGUUAAUCUGAAGGGCGGAGGACUACUGGUGGAUAUGAUGAAACGGGCCAUCCAAAACAAACAAUACGCAGAGAUUGAUCACGCCAUCAAGACCAAGGUGGAACCGUUUCUCUACAAUAAGGGCAAAGGCAAGUACAUUCCGGUGGCUCAGCUGGUUCUGCUGCGGAAUUGCGAUAGGCCUCGCUCGAAGCAGCUACCCGAGAUAAGGGCCUUGGAAAAUCCAGAGGAGGAGUUCGACAUUGAUGCUUCGUGUCCGGAGGUGAGCGAGGCGGAGUACCAGCGGAACCCGUCGGGGUACAGGGACGUGUGCUGGAAUCUCAAGGACCGUGGCGCAGUCGGUGAAACCAUUUUGCAUUUAUGCCUGCUGAACGCUACCUCUCUGCAUGCGGAUCUAGCCAAGCGGCUUCUUCGCUUCUACCCGAAGCUGAUCAACGACGUGUACAUGUGCGACGAGUAUUACGGGGAAAGUGUGUUGCACGUGGCCAUUGUCAACGAGGACCCGGCCAUGGUCAAAUACCUACUGGACGCCGGAUCGGAUGUCGACGAACGAUGCUGCGGAACGUUCAUGUGUCCCGAGGAUCAGAAGGCUACCCGGUACGAUUCGAUAGACACGGAAAUCAUUUGCGUACUGCCGAUGACGAAUUACGAUGGUUAUGUUUACUGGGGGGAGUAUCCGUUGAGUUUUGCCGCCUGUUUGGGUCAAGAGGAGUGUUACCGGUUGGUUCUGGCUAGGGGUGCCGAUCCGGAUAAUCAAGACUCGAAUGGGAAUACGGUGCUGCACAUGUUGGUGAUCUACGAGAAGGUGUCGAUGUUCGAUAUGGCCUACGAGGUGGGAUCUUCGGUGCACAUAACCAAUCUUCAAAAUCUGACUCCAUUGACGUUGGCCGCAAAACUGGCCCGGGUUGAGAUGUUCUUCCACAUUAUGAGCAUUGAACGGGAGAUCUAUUGGCAGCUGGGAAGUAUUACUUGUGCCGCUUAUCCGUUAACAUUGAUCGAUACCAUCAAUAUCCAAACGGGAAACAUUCAAAAAGAUUCAGCACUCAAUUUAGUGGUUUUCGGUGAUAAGGACGAACAUUUGGAUCUACUUGAAGGUGUUCUGAUCGAUUUGCUCAAGGUGAAGUGGAACAGUUUCGUGAAAGACAAAUUCUACCGCCAGUUCUGUGUGUUCUUCUGCUACUUUUGCGUAUCACUAAUCAGUUUUACUUUAAGAGAAGGACCUGUCAAGGCGGACGAAGCCGAAGCAAAUCAAACCACCACGAGCAUUCAGCUGAAGAAUAUGACCCUUGCUGAUCUGACGAAUAUAUCUGCAGCAUUGAUAACGGAACUUAAAGGCAAACUGGUCGGUCUUGAGGCCAACGAAACAAGCUUUGAUCCGAACUCGAUCGAAUACAGUAUUUUCUUCGACUCUAAAUGUCCUACCAUGCUCUACGAAGGCGCCACGGGGAAGUUGAGGUUACUUUCGGAAAUCUUUAUUCUUAUUGGAUCGUUUCUGUAUCUCAUUGGAGCACUGCGAGAAUCUCGAUUCUUGGGACGCAAAAUGUUUAUCGAAAAUUUGAUGAUCGCUCCGUCACGAGUUAUGUUCCUAUUUUCCUGCUGCAUUAUGAUGAUUGUUCCGUUCCUAAAAGUGCUUUGCUUCACCGAACUCGAGGAUCACGUGGCCGUGGUCAUCAUGCUCACGACUGCGCCUUACUUUCUCUUCUUUUGUCGUGGCUUCAAAACCGUGGGACCGUUCGUGGUGAUGAUCUAUCGCAUGGUGAUCGGAGAUUUGCUGCGGUUUGUCGUUAUUUAUACGGUGUUUGUGAUGGGAUUUUCGCAGGCUUACUACAUCGUGUUUCUGACCUUUGGUGGCGAGGAUAAUCCGAUGCCCUCACCGAUGGAAUCGAUCGUGGCUAUGUUUCUGAUGUCACUGGCGAACUUCGGCGAUUAUUAUGGAGCCCUGGAGAAUACCGCUCACGAGGGUUGUGCGAAGGUCCUGUUUGUGAUUUAUAUGGUGACGGUUGCGGUGCUGCUUGUCAACUUGCUCAUCGCCAUGAUGGGAAAUACGUACACCAAAAUCGCGGAAACCAAAAACGAAUGGCAACGGCAGUGGGCCCGCAUCGUGCUGGUGGUGGAGCGCGGAGUUCCUCCGUCGGAACGGCUCAAACACUUUAUGGCCUACUCGCAGCCCAUGUCCGAUGGGAGCCGCGGGUUGGUGCUGCGGUUGAACAUGAGCGAUGAGGAAAAGGAAGAAAUGAAAGAGAUCAUGGAGAUGAAACACGUCCACGAGCGGUUGUCAAAGAAGCGCCAGGUCGAACGGGAGGCCCGGGCAGAGAAGCGGCGGCUCAUUAUGGAAAAGUACGCAAAUAUGUCCUAGUUACGUACGCUAGAAUGCCCCCGGUUGGUUCCGUUCUAAACAUAGCAUUAUUAUUAUUAUCGAAAAGAAUUGUUACUCUAUAGCUAAAUUGUUUCCUUUUUAACGAAUAAAUU
Uranotaenia lowii is the source of this 2644-nucleotide messenger RNA. It is a transcript of the gene nan, whose product is annotated as transient receptor potential cation channel subfamily V member 3. The transcript has 6 exons. Gene Ontology annotation, molecular function: protein binding; calcium channel activity. Bases 102 to 2531 code for a protein of 809 amino acids. Gene Ontology annotation, cellular component: membrane. NCBI's taxonomy places the organism in Eukaryota, Metazoa, Arthropoda, Insecta, Diptera, Culicidae. The record is from RefSeq and is a predicted model, not a curated record. Gene Ontology annotation, biological process: calcium ion import across plasma membrane.